UUUUCUUCUCCAUUUGGAUGAAUUUCGUUUAGAACCACUGUUAGGGAUUGUAUUUUUUAAUUUCAUUUGUCACCAAAAAUACAUAAAGGAAAUAAUAAUAGAUUGGUGUGACUUCGAGUAGAUACUUAAUGAGUUUUGAUUUCGCAUCAAUAUUGAGAUGCUUUAUAUAACAUUUCGUUGAUGCUUACCAGGGGUGUUCUUGCUUUUCUUGUAUAGCCAGUUAGUUUUAUUUCUCGUAUAGCCAGUUAGUUUUUUUUUUUUUUUUUUUUUUUUCUGAAGGCAUAUUCUAUAUAGUUCAUAAUAGCGAACAUUUUUAUUUGAAACAAACUGUGCCUUUUGUAUAUCUUUACAAUUAUGGUUUCUUGAUGUUUUACAUGGACAUAAUCAUGCAUUAUUUAGGUGAGCCCAACUGAAAGCCCUUGUUUCAAUCCAUAGCCAAGAGGUAGUGUGUUUGAAUUAUGACCAUUUUAUAUAGCUUCUUCUACAAAUUGAGGAGUCACUGGAUUAUUAUUAGUAAUACAUAAAUGUGACAUGUACCUUAUUCUGUGCAUAUAAUAAGACAGUGCAAAUCAUGAUUCAAAUUCAAUAAUGAAUGAAAAACAGUAUCAUAUUAUGUGUACAUAUACCUUAUUCUGUGCCUAAAUAUUAAUGGAGUAAGAACUUCUGUCUUUUACCUUGACACCGAAGGAUUUGAAAGUGUGGGGAAGUCCAAUGUAUAUGAUGAUCGGUAAUUGCUUUUUGGCAUGCAUGCUGUUUUCUGUGUUGAAUGGUAUGUUGAUUUUUUUUUAUUGGAUUUCUUUUGUAUUUUCGUUUGCAGCAUAUUUGCUCUGGUAACUGUCUUGAGUUCUGUACUUAUAUAUAAUUUUCCUAAGACGGUUAGUAAUUGCUGUCAUCUCCCAAUUUCUUGUUUUUGGCUGGUGUUUAUCUUGUAAUGUAAAAUGCACAAAAGAGUUGGUAUAAGGGAUGCUUUUAAAGCGAGGAUACUGAGUAUGGGUUGGAGAAAGGAUUUGGAAACCCAUGAAAUUGAAGCAUGUGCGCUCAUUAAAUAAUUUGUGAAAGACAGAAUAGUAGACAACUUACCUCACUGUUAAUAAUUUGAUGACUGUUUCUAAUAUUAUAAAUACUCCUAUGAUGUGCUAGAUUGGUUAUUUUUAGGGCUUUACACUGUUUAGACUUCAGUAGAUUUGCUAGAAUUUCUAGACACCUAAUAAAAACUAAAGCUAGAAAUUACCCAAUUCCCAAAUAUCAGCUGUUAUUUUGAAUAUAUAGCCAAUGUGUUGAGAACUAUAUUGAUAAUAUGUUAGUUAGAACUUUGGGCAAUGUACAUUUAAGUACAAGAGUGAAACACUUUGAAAUACCAGAGAGAGAGAGAAAGAGAGGUGUCAUUCUCUCCUUCCUUCUUGGGUUCCGGUUUUGUGACUUCUAACGAGGUAUCUCUGUUCACCCAUUUUUUGGUCCACUUUCAUCUACAAAUUACCUUAGUCCAAUGUGGGCAGAAUAAAUAUACCUGGUAUUUGCAAUUCUAAAUUUGUAACAAAUUAUGGUUUGCUUUUUGUCUUUGAACCAUUGAACACAGAUCAGUUUUCUUUUAAAGAAAAUUUUCUGAUAUCAAGUUUCAACUUGUUAGAAAUUGAAUAGUCUUGAACUCUUCAAUUUUAGGUUAGACUGAAAUUUUAAUUUUGUGUGUUAAGAUAAGUAAAGCUGACAUCUCUAGACUCUCUUUUGCGGUUGAGCUAGCUGAAGAAUUUUAUGGGAGUUCUACAUCUUGAUAAACUUUUUGCUUGUUAAGUUGUUAUUAAUAAUUUUAUCUUGAAUUAUCAAUGCUGCUCUCCCUGUCCCUUUAAUAUUGCUUUGUAAAACAACUUCUUUUGGGGUUAAGUCAUAGUUACUAACUUGUUUGUUUAAUUUGCAAAUUUUGCUCAUCCUAAAUUCGCAACCCCGGUGUGUUGAAAAAUGUGAAGGGUCAAGAUGUUGCAUUUGAACCUGCUAAGCUCUUAUGGCUCAUCCGACGUGAUUUUUUACAAUUCCUGACGAUGAAGAAAAUAUCCAUGAAGAAGACUAAUGACCAAGUUUCAGCUCCUACCCAAAGUAGAAGUGGCCAACCACCAUCUACAUUGUGUCCACCUGCGCUUCAUCCAUCUUGCCCAAGUUUCAUUUCUCUCAUGCCAGAAGGCGCUCCAAUACAAUAUUAGCUGAUCAAGAAUGGUAAUAGGAGCAACGGUUCAGCAUAAAUUUCUUCUUCAUUUCCGGCCUUUUUUGAGCCGAUGUCCUUCAGCUCGCUCAGUGUCUUCAUUGCAAAAGCUUGAGCAUGCUGUAAGAGAGGAAGUAGAAGCGAAAAACUAUGUUAAAAUUCCUGACCUUUUCAUUUCCUUGGAGUCGUGCCAAAAUUCAAAUCCUUUCUCUUUCUUUUCUUCAUUUCCUCAUAACUUACGAGUGCAAAUUAUUGAUGAAAUUUUGCAAUCUUUUAUACCUAUCAGACCACGUUCCAAGCCUCAACUAGCUUAUUCCUAUCUUCUUUCUUACACUCUUCAAAGCUCUCAUCCUUUCCCCCUUGCACUUGCUGUCCUACAACGAACUCUACGGUCUGGUUGCCUUCCGGUUUCUCAGACUCGUGUUCUCCUCUCAUCGGCUUGGUUGGAGAGGCGAUGCCUCUCCCAAUCUGUUGCUGAUAUUUUACUUCAGAUGCAAACAAUUGGAUAUACUCCUGACUGUGGGACUUGUAAUUAUCUAUUAUCAUCUCUCUGUGCUGUUGACCAACUAGUGGAAGCCGUUAAAGUCCUUAGGGGCAUGGGAGGGGCUGGAUGUAUACCAGAUUCAAAUAGUUAUGGCACUGUAAUUGGUGCCAUGAGCCGAGUGAGAAAGACUACUGAGGCACAUGAUUUGAUGAAGCAAAUGGUGGUGCAAUAUGGUUUAACCCCAGGGCAGGGAACACUGGUGAAAUUGUUGGCAGCAUUACGGGCAAACAGGGAAAUAUGGAAUGCUGUUGAGAUGAUUGAAUUCAUGGAGAAAGAGGGUAACUCUGUCGGAUUUGAAAGUUAUGAGUUAGUGAUUGAAGGGUGUUUGGAGAAAUGUGAGUAUGUUUUGGCUGCAAAGGUUGCAACAGGGAUGACAGAAAGAGGGUUUGUACCAUAUAUAAGGGUCAGACAGAAGAUUAUUGAAGGUUUGGCCAGUAUCAAGGAGUGGAAGAUAGCUUGUGCUAUGAGACAUAGAUUUGCAGCACUUAAAUCUUAGUUGUUAAAUUAUUUGGAGGGGCAAGUACAAUGCUUAAUGCCGAUGGGGUGACAUGCUAAGACUUGUGACUUUUUUAUUAGGGUGUCCUACCAUUCAUAUUAAUUGUUAAGGUUAGCGUCAGCUGACACUACCUUAUUUAUUUUUAAUAUUUAUUUGAAUUAACCGAUGAUUUCAUAAAAA
This is a messenger RNA of Vigna unguiculata (cowpea), 3411 nucleotides long. Its product is annotated as pentatricopeptide repeat-containing protein At1g06270-like. Gene Ontology annotation, molecular function: protein binding. The record is from RefSeq and is a predicted model, not a curated record. NCBI's taxonomy places the organism in Eukaryota, Viridiplantae, Streptophyta, Magnoliopsida, Fabales, Fabaceae.